AUGAAGCUUAUCCACUCUCUUUACGCCUUCGGCCUGCUUUGGGCUGGUUAUCCCAGAGCUGCUGCUAGGCCAUCUACGUCCGCUGGAUUGAUAUCCUGGCAUGGAGCCCGCUUCCCCUCCCUCAAUACUCGGGAGUUCCAGAAUGCACCCAUUCCACUGACAAACUUUGGAAAUAACUUCUAUACAACAAACAUAGGUGUUCUCGGGAAAGAGAUUCCGGUGGCAAUCACUACCGCGCACUCGGAUAUGUGGCUUUUCAGCUCCGAAGUGGUCAACAGCAAUACUACUGCCAUCCACGCAGAGCUGGAUUACGGCAAUAGCUUGGUCUCCGGAACGAUCGCAUUUGUCAACAUCACUGUUGGUCCAUUUGUAAAUGUCACUUCAGGUAUGAUCUUCAGAGGAUUAUGCAUGCUGAAAGUCGCUGAUCUUGUCGAAGCGUUUGUCAGAGUCGAUGAUGCGAUCAAUAUGACCGAGUUGUUUGACAACGGUGUCUACGGUGUACUUGGACUGGGCUUCGAGAACGCGUCGGUGAUUCAAGAGAUUCUGGAUGAGAACAAAUAUGAUGCCACGCUCAGACCCCACAGCUUUGCCUCAAGUCUGUUCGGAAGCGGUCCUGGUAUCUCCCCCUUUGCGUCUCUCAUAUUCGGUCGGGAUAGUGGAAGCGGCUCCAUUCAGGCAAAUGGCACAUUCACUUUCGGCACGUACGUGGACACCUACGCAUCGUCGCUAGCUCAAGCUGUCCAUUUGCCGGUGUUUUCGGACACUUCGGAUGAGGAUAGCAGCAACGGCACCUCCUUCCCAACUUGGGCCCUAACCCUGGAUGGUCUAACAGUUAAUGGUACCCAGUAUACCCUAAAUUCAUCUGUGCCACAGGUGCCAUCCGGGAAGAGUCUCGUGAUUCUUGAUAGCGGAUACUAUUCUACGAUCGUUAGUCCCGAUAUCGUGGACUUCAUAUAUAGUAAUAUCUCCGGCGCGGCAUAUUUCAAGGAGGUUGAUGCCUGGAUUAUCCCGUGCAAUAUGCCUGCCAACCUCAGCCUCACCUUCGGUGGUCAAGAGUAUCUGAUGGAUCCGCUGGAUCUUACCGCCAUCCAGUAUUUCAGGCUCACAAAUGGCACUGAAGUCACAUUUUGUAGCAAUACAUUCCAAAGUUCGUCAUUUAGACGGGGCAGUGGACUUCCGGCGGCAGAUAUGAUAUUGGGAUUGCCAUUCCUUCGGAAUGUCUACACAUUACUCUCCUAUGGAAACACAGUCUACAAUGCGACCACUUCAGAAGGGCCAUAUGUUCAAUUCGUCUCGGUAACCAAUGCGACAUCGGCUUCGGAUUUCUCGUCCAUCAGACACCGUAUACUGGCCAAUUCACCCAUGGAGCUUACCCCAUCCGAAUUCAUCAAAACAAUCAGGGCCGAAUCUACGAAUGCUAGCUCUUCAAGUGAUAAUGACCGUACCUAG
Gloeophyllum trabeum ATCC 11539 is the source of this 1449-nucleotide messenger RNA. RefSeq names its product acid protease. Bases 1 to 1449 code for a protein of 482 amino acids. Gene Ontology annotation, molecular function: aspartic-type endopeptidase activity. Gene Ontology annotation, biological process: proteolysis. The record is from RefSeq and is a predicted model, not a curated record. Lineage: Eukaryota; Fungi; Basidiomycota; Agaricomycetes; Gloeophyllales; Gloeophyllaceae. The transcript is spliced from 6 exons.